Cygnus olor (mute swan) is the source of this 1481-nucleotide messenger RNA. It is a transcript of the gene EXOSC9, whose product is annotated as exosome component 9. Lineage: Eukaryota; Metazoa; Chordata; Aves; Anseriformes; Anatidae. The coding region runs from base 115 to 1437 and encodes 440 amino acids. Gene Ontology annotation, cellular component: nuclear exosome (RNase complex); cytoplasmic exosome (RNase complex). The record is from RefSeq and is a predicted model, not a curated record. The transcript has 12 exons. Gene Ontology annotation, biological process: U4 snRNA 3'-end processing; exonucleolytic trimming to generate mature 3'-end of 5.8S rRNA from tricistronic rRNA transcript (SSU-rRNA, 5.8S rRNA, LSU-rRNA); U5 snRNA 3'-end processing.
UCGCCGCGCGCUGAUGACGCCAAGGCGCUGCGCCACCAACGGCCGGGCCUCGCGACUCAACGGCCGCGCCUCGAGGCCAACGGCCGCGCCUCGCGACUCAACGGCCGCUCCGCCAUGAGGGAGCCGCCGCUGUCCAACUGCGAGCGGCGCUUCUUGCUGCGCGCCGUGCGGGAGGGCAAGCGGCUGGACGGGCGGCAGUGCUACGACUAUCGGAACGUGCGCAUCUCCUUCGGGCCCGACCGCGGCUGCUGCGUGGUGGAGCUGGGCAGGACCAGGGUUCUUGGCCAAGUAUCAUGUGAACUUGUGCCCCCAAAGCCAAAUCGGGCUACAGAAGGGAUACUGUUCUUUAACCUUGAGCUGUCACCCAUGGCUGCGCCUGGUUUUGAGCCUGGCAGGCAGUCUGAGUUACUGGUGAAACUGAACAGAUUAAUAGAGCGAUGCCUGAGAAAUUCCAAAUGUAUAGAUACUGAAUCUCUCUGCGUUGUUGCUGGUGAAAAGGUUUGGCAAAUCCGUGUGGACCUGCACCUGUUAAAUCACGACGGUAACAUUAUUGAUGCUGCUAGCAUAGCAGCAAUAGUAGCCCUGUGUCAUUUUCGCAGACCAGAUGUCUCUGUGCAAGGAGAGGAAGUGACAGUGUAUUCUCCUGAGGAGCGUGAUCCUGUCCCCUUGAGUAUCCACCACAUGCCUAUUUGCGUCAGUUUUGCCUUCUUCCAGCAGGGGACAUAUUUGUUGGUGGAUCCAAGCGAACGAGAAGAACGUGUAAUGGACGGCCUCCUUGUAAUUGCCAUGAAUAAACAUCGUGAAAUUUGUACCAUCCAGUCCAGUGGAGGGAUUAUGCUACUAAAGGAUCAGGUUCUGAGAUGCAGUAAAAUAACAGCUGUUAAGGUUGCUGAAAUAACAGAACUAAUUCAGAAAGCCUUGGAGAACGACCAGAAAGUUAGGAAAGAAGGCGGGAAGUUCGGCUUUGCAGAAUCUAUACCAAAUCAAAAGAUCACUGCCUUCAAAAUGGAAAGUGCUGCUGUAGACACCAACAACGUGGAAGAACAAGCAGAAGAAAUCAUAACUAAAGCUGACCCUCCUUCAGAAGUUUUUGCCACACCAAUAUUGCACACUCCUGGGACAGCCCAAAUUGGGGAAGGAAUAGAGAACUCCUGGGGAGACCUUGAAGAAUCGGAGAGGGAAGAGGCAGUGGAAGAGGAGAGUGAAAUUGAUGCUGCCGCUUUUGAAUGCCAGAGAAUGGAAACAGAGGACACAAGUACAAUGAGCAAAGCUAAGGAUGAACCUAUUGUGCUGUCUGACAGUGAAGAGGAAGAAGUUGUCAUCCUGGAACCGCAGGAAGUACCAAACAAAACAAGAACACAGACCACCUUGAAACAAGAAAAUACAAGUAAGAAAGCAUUUAACAAAAGGAGGAGAAAGAAGAGAGCUGCUCGUUAGUCAUCUCUCCUUCAGUAAUGUAUAAUAAAUAAUCUGGUUUGUUA